Selaginella moellendorffii is the source of this 1391-nucleotide messenger RNA. RefSeq names its product microtubule-associated protein RP/EB family member 1A. The transcript is spliced from 7 exons. Gene Ontology annotation, biological process: thigmotropism; protein localization to microtubule plus-end; spindle assembly. NCBI's taxonomy places the organism in Eukaryota, Viridiplantae, Streptophyta, Lycopodiopsida, Selaginellales, Selaginellaceae. The record is from RefSeq and is a predicted model, not a curated record. Gene Ontology annotation, cellular component: microtubule plus-end; cytoplasmic microtubule; spindle midzone. Bases 99 to 1259 code for a protein of 386 amino acids. Gene Ontology annotation, molecular function: microtubule plus-end binding.
GGCAAAGCCCUAAUCGAUUCCAAUCCUAGCUCGCGGCGGCGCUGUGAUCCAUUCCAGGGGCGAUUUUUUCUCUGCUCUCUCGAUCGAUCGGAGGCGAGAUGGCGGCAGCGAGCAUUGGCAUGAUGGAUGGCGCCUAUUUCGUGGGGCGGAACGAGAUCCUGGGAUGGGUGAAUUCGAUUCUGCAGCUCAAUCUCAGCAAAGUGGAAGAGGCUUCGUCAGGUGCUGUGUAUUGCCAGCUGAUAGAUGCCACGCACCCUGGAGUUGUAGCGAUGCAUAAGGUGAAUUUUGAUGCGAAGAACGAGUAUGAGAUGAUACAGAACUACAAAGUUCUCCAAGAGGUUUUCAACAAGCUCAAGAUAAGCAAGCAUAUCGAGGUGGCAAAGUUGAUGAAGGGACGACCGCUGGACAAUUUGGAGUUUAUGCAAUGGCUGAAACGUUACUGCGAUUCUGUCCAUGGAAGACCAAGCUAUAACGCCGCGGAGAGACGAGAGAUGGCGAAGGGAGGGAAGGAAGCGAAUCGAAAAACUCUUUCUUCCAGUUCAUCUAAUCUAGCUACCUCGAAAUCAUCUAAUAACCUCGCGAGAACACCGUCUAGUGCAAUCCGAAAACUGGAGAGUCUCCAAAACUCCGCAACGAAGCCUUACAGGCAAGCAUCUGCGCAGGCAACAACACCGGCACCAACGCCACCGCCAUUAACAGCUCAAGUCCAUGCGUUCCACGAACAAAUAACGGAGCUCAAGCUUACAAUGGAGACGCUCGAAAAGGAGAGGGACUUCUACUUCUCAAAGCUUCGCGAUAUUGAGAUACUGUCUCAAACUCCAAGCCUUGCAAAAAGCCCGGUGGUGAUGGCUGUCCAAAAGGUUCUCUACUCGGAAGACGAUGGUCCCUCGGUGAUCGCUCAGGCUCAAGCCAUGAUCCCGCAGCAGCAGUCGACAGCUCCGGCUGGACCACUGCAAACUCCUAGAAGCGAGAGCGUCGACAAUCAGUCGUCGGCGCCAGCGUCCGAGGCAGGAGGUCCGGAUGAAGACGAUUACGACGCCGAGAGGAGACACGCUUCGAUCGAGUCAGCUUUGCAACUCGACGAUGCAUCAAAAACUCCUCAAACAAGACAGGAAGAGCGGCGGAGUUCAAUAUUCGAUCUUGACGACUCGAUCUAUCAGCUGGAAGACUCGUCGUCGUCGCUGCUAUCUCCCCAGAGGCCACAACUCUCGUGCUCCACCGAGUUCUUGCAGAUGGGAUCGCCAGUAAGCGUCUGGUAGCACGAGAAAAAACGAGGAAAAAUUCAUUUUCUUGCUAGGAGUUUUUAGAACUCUUCUGAAAUAAGGAAGUCUGUACUUUGCAGACUUCUCUGGCCAGGCGGAAAAAUCAAUAAAGCAGAGCUUUGCUAAAAA